AGAGAGAGAGAGAGAGAGAGAGAGAGAUGGGGAGGUCGCGAAGGAAGUACAAGAAAUCGAGACCGAAGGUACGAGUGGGACUUCCAAAGAAAAACCCUAAUGUAUUCAAACCAGCGUUUUCUCUUCCACCGAAACUCCGAUCUCUCGUCGGCUCCUCUGAGAUCAAAUGGGACGACAAAGGCAGUGUGAUUGAGAAUUACAAGUCAUUCGGCGUCGUUUCGAACCCUAAUUUGCUCGGCAUCCGUUCACGCACUACUCAUAUCAUCCAAAGCGACUCUCUUCAAGUCCCAACUCCGUCCGACAACGCUCCCAUCUCGGAGUUCGAGACCAUCGAUUCUGGCAGCGAUCUCGAAGAAGACGAUUUAAAAUCAGCUCUUGGGAAGAAGCGAAGAGAUGGGAAAACUGCACCUCUGCAACCAUUGACAGUCAUUCAACGCCUUCACAUUGGUCGGCUUUUGGAGAAAUAUGGAGAUGACUACCAGGGCAUGUUUAUGGAUACCAAACUAAACAAGAUGCAACAUUCGGUAGCUACUCUGGAGAAACUAUGCAAAAGAUAUCACAUGAACAAAGGAAGGAAUCCUUUGAUUUUGUCCAGUUAAUCUUGAUUAGUAUGACCUGGGAAUAUGUCAAGACUCGGGAGGCUUUGAUGUUGCAUUCUUACAUUUUUCUCAAUUCUAAUUUAUCAUAUGAUGAAAUGAGCUUUUGAAUAGUCACAGUUGUUUUACCCUUGUUAGUCUGGCAUUGUAUAAUUUCUAGUUGCUUCAAAUUCUCACUCGGGACAACAUCUAUAUAUGAACAAUUCAAGGUUAUGUGCCCUUAAC
Molecule: messenger RNA, 821 nt
Organism: Ilex paraguariensis (yerba mate)
Lineage: Eukaryota; Viridiplantae; Streptophyta; Magnoliopsida; Aquifoliales; Aquifoliaceae
Source: the annotation of a GenBank genome assembly